This is a messenger RNA of Adineta steineri, 897 nucleotides long. The record is from the annotation of a GenBank genome assembly. NCBI's taxonomy places the organism in Eukaryota, Metazoa, Rotifera, Eurotatoria, Adinetida, Adinetidae.
AUGAAAUGGAAACAGAAUGCAUCUACUAUUGCUGGAGGACAUGGGCGUGGAAGUGAAUUAAAUCAAUUGAAUGAUCCUAGUGGCAUUUAUGUUGAUGAUGAUAAUCAUAGUAUUUAUGUUGCUGACCGCGAAAAUCAUCGUAUUGUUAGAUGGGAAUUUGGUGUAGAUGUUGGUGAAAUUGUUGUAGGUGGAAAUGGACCUGGAAGUGCAACAGAUCAAUUGUAUUAUUCACUUGAUGUAAUUCUUGAUAAACGGAAGAAAUAUCUCAUCAUUUGUGAUCAACACAACGUACGAGUGUUGCGAUGGUCUCUUCAAAAUAGUCAGGAUCAAGAAAUAUUGAUACAUAAUAUUGUUUGCUUCGGUUUAGCAAUGGAUAAUAAUGGAGAUCUUUAUGUCUCCGACUGGGUAGACCAUCAAGUCAGCCGUUGGCAAGAAGGAGAUACAGAAGGUAUAGCUGUAGCAGGUGGAAAUAAUGAAGAAAACCAUUUUAAUCAACUUAAUCGACCUUACUUUAUCUUUGUCGAUGAAUACCAUUCAGUCUAUAUAGCGGAUUAUAGGAAUAAUCGUGUGAUGAAAUGGAUGAAAACUGCAACUGAAGGUACUCUUGUUGCUCCAGAACAGGUUGUUGGAGAAAAUCCAAAUUCUUUAUGUGGACCGGAGGGUGUGAUUGUUGAUCAUAUGGGUAAUAUUUAUGUGUCGAAAGAUGGAAGUCAUCAAAUAACACGUUGGUCUCCAGGUGCAAUAGAAGGUGUUCCAGUCGUUGGUGAAAGUCAAUUGGGAAACAGACCCACACAGCUCAGUUAUCCUAGAGAUCUAUCAUUUGAUCGAGAAGGUAAUCUUUAUGUUGUCGAUACAAACAACAAUCGAAUACAAAAAUUUGUUAUUGAUAUUGACUGA